Molecule: messenger RNA, 600 nt
Organism: Dovyalis caffra
Lineage: Eukaryota; Viridiplantae; Streptophyta; Magnoliopsida; Malpighiales; Salicaceae
Source: the annotation of a GenBank genome assembly
AUGUCAAACUCCAGCAAUCAUAAUAUUGCCACGUUAAAGAACAAGAAAAAGCUCUUCUUGGGCCUCUUUGCAUCUAUCAUGCUAGUAACUGCCAUUGUUAGCAUUGUUGCUGCUGUAACCUCAAGUAAGAGCCCCACCAACAGCAACAAUGACCACCAAGUAGCUCAUGCCAUCAUCAAAUCCUCAUGCAGUAGUACAUCGUACUCUGACCUCUGCUUCUCAGCAAUAUCAGCUGUACCAGAUGCCACAAGCAAGAUAAAGAGCACAAAGGAUGUAAUAGAUCUGUUUUCGAAUCUAACCACGUCCGCUGCCCAACAUAGCUACUUCAAAAUUCACAAACUCACUUCUGCUCGGAGGAGCUUCACGGAGCGCGAAACUACUGGCCUCCAUGAUUGUCUAGUAAUGUUAAACGAAACUCUAUACCAGCUCUCCAAGGUUUAUCAGGAACUCCAAGACUAUCCAUCUUUAAACAAGUCCUUAUCAGCACAUGCUGAUGACCUCAAGAUUCUACUCAGUGCUGCAAUAACCAACCAGGAAACUUGCUUCGACGGUUUCUCUCAUGAUAAAGCUGAUAAAAAGGUUCAAAUUAUUAUGUUAUAG